GCAGGAUGCUUCCCCACUGUAGCCUCGUUUUGGUUUUAGCCGCAACUUCGUCGGUGUUUGUGACAGCCUUACCUCAUAGUAGAGUAUGGGCUAUGCCAGAACCAGGUCCAGCAGCAGAGCCAAUGCCAUCUGGAAACGUAAUGGCAUACCCUUAUCCUAGACCAGAAAGACCUAAGCCUAUGGGUAUGGUUCCUUCGAGAAAUCAAAACGGUGUAUCACCAAUGAGAAUGAUGCCUAUGGGUGCAGCUCCAAUGAACAUGCAAAUGGGUGCCAUGAGGCAAAUGCCAAUGAUGAACGUUCCAAUGGCGCCGUCUAUGUCUAACCCAGGUAAACCAAUGCCAGGAAAAGGAGGAGCAAAGGGAGCCACAGCUGGUGGUGAAGGUGCUGGAGCAGCUGGUGGAGAAGGUGCCUCCGCUGGUGGUCCACCUCCCCCCGACGAUAUCGAAGGAAUGGCCGCCAUCGCAGCUGCUGUCGCUGCUGGUAUUUCGCCUGAUGACCCUCUCCCACCUUCAGCAGGAUCUGGAUCCCAGGCUAAGGCUUCCAUGCCGAGAAUGCCAACACCAAUGAUUAUGAUCCCAGCUCCAAUGAUGACCCCAAUGAAUAUGAUGACAAUGCCAGUUGCCAUGAUGGGCGCCAAUAAAGGAGCUGCCAUGAUGGGCGCCAAUAACGGAGCUGCCAUGAUGGGCGCCAAUAACGGAGCUGCCAUGAUGGGCGCCAAUAACGGAGCUGCCAUGAUGGGCGCCAAUAACGGAGCUGCCAUGGGAAUGCCGAUGAUGCCAGCACCUGGAAUGACGCCUGGCGCUGGAGCUAUGAAUCCUGCUGCAGGUGCCAUGAUGAUGCCUGUUAUGGUGAUGAUGCCAGCAGGAGUAAAUUCACAGCCCCCAGCAGGUGGAAUGAAACCUGUUCCCUCUGCUGCGAUGGGUGGAAACAGUGGGAUGCCAAUGGUAAUGAUGCCAGUAGCUGCAAGAAUGGGCGCCGGAAUGAAUACUGUUGCUGCAGGCGUGAUGGGCGCAAACAUUGGAAUGGGGAUGAUGCCUGCGGGUACGGGAAUGAUGCCAAUGGGGAGAAACGCAUCACCGCACAAAAGACGGUACAGAGCUCGAAGAGCGGCAUCCGGAAACGGAUACGCUCCAAUUCAAGGAGUGAACAUGGGUGAUAUGAUGGGUGCCCCUAAUGGCAACAUGGCUUCUCCUAAUGGCAACAUGGCUUCUCCUAAUGGCAACAUGGCUUCAAUGAAUAUGAUGAAGGGAUCAAUGGGAAACCAGAACAGGGCCAACAUGAUGAAUAUGGAUGACAUGAUGAAAAUGUCCCAGACGAAUCGAAUGGACGACAUGAUGAAACAUAUGAACAAUAUGGUGAAUGCUGCUAAAGGUCAACAGAUCAGGGAUGAUAUGAUGAAUGCAGCGAUGGAUGAUGCUAUGAAAAUGUCCCAAAUGAAAGGAAUGGAUGAUAUGAUGAAUGCAGCAAACGCACAAGCAAACAUGAAUGCCAUGAUGGGCAUGACUAAUAUGAUGAAAAAUGCUCAAAAUUCCCAGAAAAAACAAAUGGAUGAUAUGAUGAAUGCAGCAAACGCUCAAGCAAACAUGAAUGCCAUGAUGGGCAUGACUAAUAUGAUGAAAAAUGCUCAAAAUUCCCAGAAAAAACAAAUGGAUGAUAUGAUGAAUGCAGCAAACGCUCAAGCAAACAUGAAUGCCAUGAUGGACAUUGCCAAUAUGAUGAAAAAUGCUCAAAAUUCCCAGAAAAAACAAAUGGAUGAUAUGACGAAUGCAGCAAACGCUCAAGCAAACAUGAAUGCCAUGAUGGACAUGGCCAAUAUGAUGAAAAAUGCUCAAAAUUCCCAGAAAAAACAAAUGGAUGAUAUGAUGAAUGCAGCAAACGCUCAAGCGAACAUGAAUGCCAUGAUGGACAUGACUAAUAUGAUGAAAAAUGCUCAAAAUUCCCAGAAAAAACAAAUGGAUGAUAUGAUGAAUGCAGCAAACGCUCAAGCAAACAUGAAUGCCAUGAUGGACAUGGCCAAUAUGAUGAAAAAUGCUCAAAAUUCUCAAAAGAUGAAUAAUGUGAUGAAUGCUAAUAUGGCUGCAGAUUUGACGAAAAAUGCCAUGAAUAUGAUGAAUAUGCCAACACAACAAAAUAACAUGGGAAACGGAGCUAUGGACGCUAUUUUGAGGGCUUGUAUGAAUAUUGUGAAUGGAGUGAAUUCGGGUAAUACGAAACUAUUACCUAACGUUGACAUGAUGCCUCCAAUGCCUGAACCAGUGCAAACAAAUAAUAUGCCAUCACCAAUGAACGGUAUGCCCUCACCAAUGAACGGUAUGCCCUCACCAAUGAAUGGUAUGCCCUCACCAAUGAACGGUAUGCCCUCACCAAUGAACGGUAUGCAGAUGGGCAGUAUGGGAAUGGAGAUGCCAGAACCGGCUCCAGUGAAUGGUAUGAGAAUGGCAGAUAUGAACGGUAUGGCGUCCCCAAUGCCUGAACCAAUGCCAAGUGCUGGUAAUAUGGGUGCUAUGAAUAAUAUGAAUGGAAUGAAUAUGCCAGCACCCAAUCAAGAAAUGAUGCCAACAGUACCAGAGCCACUGUCCGUGAACAAUAUGCCAUCAUCUAUGAAUGGAAUGAACAUGGGAAUGAUGCCUUCUCCUAUGAAUGGUAUGAUGCCAGCCCCCAAACAUGACACCCCUUCAAUGCCCGAACCAACGCCAAUUAACAAUAAUAACAUGGGCAUGCCAAUGAACAACAUGCCUUCCAACAUUAAUAGUAUGCCUCAGCCCCGGCCAAUGCCUCCAUCGAUGAACAUGGGCAACAUGGGAAUGAUGGCAUCUCCAAUGAAUAAUAUGAUGUCAGCACCGCAAGAAAAUAAUUUGUCUCCAAUGCCAGAGCCCAUGCCUAUAAACAACAUGCCUUCAAACGUGAAUGGUAUGUCUGGAGCAAUGAAUGGUAUGUCUGGAGCAAUGAAUGGUAUGCCAGGGCCAAUGAAUGGUAUGCCUUCAAAUAUGAAUGGUAUGUCUGGAGCAAUGAAUGGUAUGCCAGGGCCAAUGAAUGGUAUGCCUUCAAAUAUGAAUGGUAUGUCUGGAGCAAUGAAUGGUAUGCCAGGGCCAAUGAAUGCCAUGCCGCCAUCGAUGAACGGAAUGAAUAUGGGUAAUAUGGAAAUGAUGCCAUCUCCAAUGAAUAAUAUGAUGCCAGUGCCAAAUUCAAACAUGAUGCCCGCAGUCCCAGAGCCGAUGCCAAUUAAUGGAGUAAACAUGGGUAAUAUGGGAAUGAUGCCGGCACCACAAAAAAAUAAUUUGUCUCCAAUGCCAGAGCCCAUGCCUGUCAACAUGCCUUCAAACAUGAAUGGUAUGUCUGGAGCAAUGAAUGGUAUGCCUUCAAAUAUGAAUGGUAUGUCUGGAGCAAUGAAUGGUAUGUCUGGAGCAAUGAAUGGUAUGCCUUCAAAUAUGAAUGGUAUGUCUGGAGCAAUGAAUGGUAUGCCUUCAAAUAUGAAUGGUAUGUCUGGAGCAAUGAAUGGUAUGCCAGGGCCAAUGAAUGCCAUGCCGCCAUCGAUGAACGGAAUGAAUAUGGGCAACAUGGGAAUGAUGCCAGCCCCCAAACCAGCAAUGCCUGAACCGGCCCCAUCAAACGGAGCGCCGUCAUCCAUGAAUGGAAAUAAUGCGGGUGUUAUGGAAAUGAUGGGAAUGAUGUCAUCUAACGGAAAUAUGAUGCUUCCUAAGUCAGUUUCAUUGGUAAUGAAUAACAUGCCCCAGCCUGGUAACAUGGGAAAUAUGGGAACAAAGCAAUCUUCAAUGAACGGUAUGCCAAACAAUGCACAACGAAAAGCUGUAUAUUAGAGAUAAGAGUGUACGUGGCAGAUACCAUAGAGCUUUCAGCAGAUCUACAAACACUUCAGAACGAUUCCGUCAUAGGAGAGUGACUUGUGUGCUCUCGAGUUUAGUGAAUUCAUCCCAUUUGUGCCAAUCAAUGUGCAAAAACUGUGAUUGCCUACCUUGUGUGCUGUCGCCUGUUGUUCAUUUACUGGAAAUGUGGCUUUUGUGAUUAAAUGAAGUUUGUUAUCCUUGUGUACAAA
Molecule: messenger RNA, 4054 nt
Organism: Ostrea edulis (European flat oyster)
Lineage: Eukaryota; Metazoa; Mollusca; Bivalvia; Ostreida; Ostreidae
Product: neurogenic protein mastermind-like
Exons: 5
Coding region: 6-3818 (1270 amino acids)
Source: RefSeq, a predicted model, not a curated record